UCGAGUUUUUGAGUCAUGGAGUUUGAUUAUUGUCUUCAAAGCAGCGGUGAUCAUGAUCAGGAAAUGGAGAUUAUGAGGCAAAAUCUUGAUAUUAAUCAGCUUGAUGGUGAUGGUGAAGAGGAUGAUAUCUUCUAUGCAGAGAUUCGAAGACAGAUUUUGCUAUUGACAGCAGAUGAUGAUGAAGAAGUGGAAGAAGAAGAAAAUUUUAAUGAAAGCAGAAAUAGUAUUCAUCCAAACUCUUGGAGUGCCUCAAAAGAACGUCUAAAAGGUUCAAAAGGUAGAUGUUAUCCAUGUGAGUAUAAUUGUAAUUUCAAUAGGUGGGAGAAUAAGAAAGUUGCUGCUGAUUCAAUACCCAAUUGGCUUGCAAACUUGUGGAAGAAUAAUGGUAAUGGAACUGGGGUCUUCAUCCCUCAGACUAAUACAUCCAAAAGAAAUCAGAGGCUGAGAAAGAUGAACCGUGAGAGGACAAAGAUAUACAGGCCUGUGGGGAACAAGUCCUAAUGAUUUACGGGAAAGCGCACGCUUCUCAAGGGACUAGAUACCAAUAAUUGGACCACAUAUUAUGCAUAAAGAUACAAAUUUGCAAAUAAUAUUAGAAUGGGAUUGGAUAAGCAUAUAUAGCUACAUUAGUUAUUUAGCCAAAAAAAAAAAAAAAAAAAAAAAAGCUACAUUAGUUACAGUUAAAAGCUUGUACUAAUGUGUACUUUUCAUUAAUUAUUGAAAUGACAAUAACAAAUCAAUUUUUGAUGUACCAGUCAGGUAAUCUAGAAAAUAAAAAAGUUAUUGAACAACAAUCAAGAAUUCAAGAUUGCCUAAAAACUAAAGAAUGGGAAAAAGGCCAAAUGGACGGUCAAAGACUCAAGAGUUACGGGUUCUAUUGUCAUUAUUCUCUAAAAU
Messenger RNA from Ziziphus jujuba (common jujube), 897 nucleotides. RefSeq lists its product as uncharacterized. NCBI's taxonomy places the organism in Eukaryota, Viridiplantae, Streptophyta, Magnoliopsida, Rosales, Rhamnaceae. Bases 16 to 501 code for a protein of 161 amino acids. The transcript has 2 exons. The record is from RefSeq and is a predicted model, not a curated record.